UCGAGGUAAGCCUCUCGACCCCGCUGGUAGUGAGAAAAAUCCGGACUGGAGUAUUUGACAGACCGGUUUAUUUAGUGAAAGUCGGUUGGAGGGAAAAGACGGAAAUUAAUCGGGAGUACAGUACGUCAUUUUAAAAAUCAGGAAUCGUUCAAUUUGGAUUAUCAGAAGGUUGACGGAGAAAGUGAGCCUAGCAUAGAAUGUCUUCGUCAUUUGGCGGGCAAUCGCAUAGCUUGUGUGAUGGAGCUAAGGAUGGUUUUGUUCGAGUGAAGAAAAGAGACCUGGAAAAGUUAACCACAGAGGUCAUGCAGUUAAGAGAGUUCCUGCCCAGAGUUGUAAACAGUGAUUUGAUUAACAUGCUACACAAAUCUAGAGAAACAAAAACAGUGAAAGCACAUCUUACACAGGAACAGGAGCUUUUACAGGAGAAGUGUCUUCACCUUCAAUCCAGACUGGAGGUGUUACAAAUUGAAUGUCAGAGAGAGAGAGAGGAGAAAUUGCUGUUACAUGAGCAGCUCUGGCAGAGUAGAGCCGAGUUGCAGCAACAGGCUGACUACUGCUUCAGUCUUGGUUCUGCAGUCUGCAGCCUUCUGUGGAACUGCUCUACAAGGGAAGACAUGGUUAAACAGUGGUUAGCUGAUGGAAGCCUGCCGGCCUUUCUUGCGGUCGCCACGCAGACUCUGGGGAGCUUUGUGAGAACUCUGGAUGAGGACGUGAAGAGUCGAUCAGAGGCCUGCGACACACAGGAGUACCAGUUUGUUUUGGCGCUAGCUGGAACCAUUACUAACAUAGCGGCUGUAACCAGUGGGCGGGACUUCCUGUCUAGCUCAGCACAUGAUCUGUUGGAUACACUGAUAAAGCUGUUAGAGCUGAUGAAGCCUGGUGGAUUCUCCAAAUUGAAAGUGUUGAUGCUCAUGGGUCUUUAUAAUGCCAGUAUCAGUGUGAAGGGGCUCAAGUACAUGAUUGAGAACCCGGCGCUGCUGCCUCUUAUUCAGACUCUGCUAGAAGACAGAUCCUGGGAAGUGUGCCUCCACUCCCUGCGUCUGCUGCAGUCAGUCCUGCUGGAAGAUGUGGCGCAGUCACGGCUGGGCGCCGCUCUGCUGGACUCCGACAUCCAGAGGCGUAUUAGCGGUUUUACCUCGAGUGUUCAGCCGAGCUUGAGACUGUUAGCUCAGCAGAUCUUGGCUGACCUCCAGGUGCUCCUGCAGGUGCAGGGAUGUAAACAGGAUAAAGAGUGACAUGCCUUUCAGUCGGGGGUGGGGGUGGGGGGGGGGGGGUUGUCGUAUUUUCCUCUGUUUUGUUUUCCCCUCAUUUGUUCUUGUUUGGGAAGAGACAUUGUCCAGAGGAUUAACCAUAUAUAUGAAAAGGAAU
Molecule: messenger RNA, 1368 nt
Organism: Hippocampus zosterae (dwarf seahorse)
Lineage: Eukaryota; Metazoa; Chordata; Actinopteri; Syngnathiformes; Syngnathidae
Gene: hsf2bp
Product: heat shock transcription factor 2 binding protein
Exons: 10
Coding region: 198-1235 (345 amino acids)
Cellular component (GO): cytosol
Source: RefSeq, a predicted model, not a curated record